AAACAAUAUUAUUGUUUUUUUUUUUAAUAUUUUAUUAUUUUUAUCACAGUAUAGUCAGUAUAUACACAGAUUAAAGGUCGUAGACCUAUUAUGUAGUUUUAGAUUUAGAUGUUUUACUGGGUUUUAGUUUAAUUUUUUUACGAAUCUUCUUUCUUGUUUUUUUUAUAAAAGUAUAAUCUUAAUUUUUGAAAAUUAUCUGUGUCUGUACAUUUUUUUUAGUAAUUGUAUUGUUUAUUUUUAUUAUUAUUUUCAUGGAUUAAUUUGUUCAUGUAAUGCUGACAUAUCAAUAAUUAUGGAAAUUUGUUAAAUACCAUUAUGUAACGGUUCAAUGCAAUACCUAUCUGAUCUGCAUGUCAAAUUUAAUUUGGAGUCGAAGAUUAACAACUACACUGUAUGUACAAAUGUAUAAGACCAUUUUAAAUUAUGCCGGUGCCAAAUGAAAAAAUAGAGACAAAUCGUCAUAAAAAACAAAGACGAUGGUCACUAAUUGGAAUUUUAUCAAAAAAAAAGAAAUUGAAAAAAAGUCAAGAGAGUGUGGACUUUUGCCCGUAUGAUGGGAAAAUAAAUCAAAAAGUAGCACGCAACGACCACUUAGAACGUUCUACUGACUGUAUUAUCGAGCAAUACACUUGUAGUCCCAGACUAAUAAGAAGAUGUAAUUCAUUACAGUACACAAAUCAUAUGUCCACGUAUGAAGAUAUUAACAACCAAUCUACUAGAAACGAAUGGAAAACAUCACAACAAUCCGUGUAUAGUUCUAGUUCAAGUGCUUGUUAUAGUGAUAUCGGUGUGUAUAGAAGUUGCGGAAAUAGUAACCAAUCAUCACAUUAUAUUAAAGAAAAAAACGAGCAGACAUCUUCAGUUUUAAAUAAUGCACCGUUACGGUGUUCAUCUGAAAUCGGAUACUAUCAUUAUAAAACUAAUUAUAGUAAAAAACAUCCUACAUUUUCUGUAAACUCAAACAAAUUAAUUGGAAAGAAAAUUCCACCUCCUCCACCUCCCAGAGAUCCAAAUAUUACAACGGUUUAUUAUUUUAGAGAUAAUAGGCUCAUGUCACGAGAACCAGAUUCGUCGUACUUUUCACAGGGUUCUUAUGAUAAUAUUCCGGAUAAAGGCAAGACUCGCGUCAAUGAGACGGAAUAUCGAAAUGAAUAUUGUACUAAAGAACCACCGAGAAGUAGACGACCUAUUCAAAUCUGUGAUGUUGAGACCUUGUCGACAGAAUCAAAAAAUUCAUUACCAAAAAUGCAAACCGUUGAAGAAUCUCUUCAAGAACUGGAAGACAUGUAUAACAGUUUAGGAUUAAGUGACGAAGAUCUACUUGACAGAGCGGAACGGCGCGACCUUCCUACAGUACAUCAAAAUAUGCGAUACCAGAGUUUUGACGAAUUAGACUGUUUAACUGUUAAAAGAGUUUUGCCCAAAGUCCGACGGUCAGGCGUACCAGAUAUUAUAUCCGAUGAUAUGGCUUACAGAAGGCUGAAUAAAAAAGAAUCAAAACGGCAAAGUUUUGUUCCAGGAAGUUUUCUCUUAGUUCUACCGACAGUUUAUAAUCUCGAUAAAAUACCUAAACCAUCGUCCGGUGAACCUGAUAUAACACUCGAUGACGUUGUUUUCAGGAACCAACGACAACAUCUCAACUUCCUAAAGAUUUCUGAUCCGCAACCGCCGUUUGGAAUACCUCUGGGACCUAUCGUGGGUGCCGCUCCCACUGAUUAUUUGCAUGCAGUACCUGAAGGCCGAUAUAAACCUUCGUUUCACCCUAGAAAAAUACCGGACACUGUCGAAGACGAUUUGGCAUUUCGGUCUCUUAGAAAAGACCAUAAGUUUAAAACUUGUAUUGAUUUUUCGUUCAUUCAUAGAAAUAGAUUUAGAAUUGAUGACCUAAUUCCAAAACUGGAUAAUAAUAGAAUAAAAAACGAUACACAUUGGAUUAUAAAAAAGAGACCAUCUGAUUACAAAUGUAAUGAAAAAAACCAAGUAAAACUUUUAUACGACGAUUUGGUCAAUUCUAUCACAGCUGAUAACCAACAAAACUUGAUGGUAGUCAAAAUAAAUCAUCAUAAACCAAUUAUGCUGACAGGAUUUACUUUUAGCGAAGCCAAUCAAUUAAGUAAGUCUCUUUUUUGCACGAACUUAUUACAGCAUGAACCUCAUAAAUUAUGUUUAACGAAUGACACUUGUAUUACAAACGAUGCACCGCUGCUAAAUUUAAAAUUGAUUUGUCCAUUUCCGAACGCUUUGAACAAACGGAAUGUAAACGGAGCAUUGCCCGUUGCUCAAACGUGCUCUAAAAAUUAUCACACUGCAACUUAUGCUUCUGAUCAUCGAAAAUAUGCGGCUAAAAAAACACCUAGCGCGUCCGCGCAAUUCACGAAUUUAGAUUUGACGACCAAAAGUGUUGACAACAAAAAUCAACCGAAUUUCAGAGAGCUCAUCAAACGAGAAUACGCCCAUAGGUAUCUGCGAUCAAACGAUGAUUUUGUGGUGGUAGGCAAUAAACGUGCUCAAAACGAGAAUAUUAAACACCAUUUUCUAAAAUAUAACGAAGAUGAAAAUACCAGUUCCUGUGCCACAGUUGAAGAACCAGCCAAUGUAUUCUCCAUUGUAGAUGCCGAGCCGAAUACCGAAUACACAUACAUCCGCAGUGACAGACCUGCACCAGUGUCAGCUGUUACUUCUUCUGCAAGUACAUCAAAAAACCAAACCGAGGCUUUUAAUAAUGAUUUAUCAUCAUCGUCAUCGUCCCUAUCAACCUCUAAUGUGCCGUCGACGGAGUAUCCUAACUGUAUGCCCGGUUAUCUGGAGGUGUGCUUAUACAUCACAGUAUAUAUUUAUCAAUUAUUUAGUGUAAACGCGUAUAGCACUUUUAUAGCGUUGAUCUUUCUCAUAGCUUUACAUCUGUGUAGACGCCUUUCAUGAAGUUAUAAUACGCUCUUGUACCUAAAUUGUUGUUGAAUUAAUAUUUAAGCUUUUUGUCGCUUUUUUUUUAUUAUUUAUUUAUUUACUACCAUUAUUAUUAUUAUUAUUAUUUAUUAUACCUAUAUAUAGGUGUUUAGAAGUAAACCAAAUAUUUUUGUGUACGGUACGUUUAGUCAGUUUCAUAAUAUAAUAACGCAAUGUACACGCUCAGAGAAAAUAAAAACUGCACAACGCAUAUUAAAUAUUAUUAUUA
Molecule: messenger RNA, 3175 nt
Organism: Aphis gossypii (cotton aphid)
Lineage: Eukaryota; Metazoa; Arthropoda; Insecta; Hemiptera; Aphididae
Exons: 3
Coding region: 424-2922 (832 amino acids)
Source: RefSeq, a predicted model, not a curated record